GGAAACGCCAACGCGUUUGCGUUACGCAAUAAAACGGAUUUUCAGCCCAUCGGAGUCAAAAACCCUUCUCGGAUCUUCAACCUUCGAUACACGCCAGCAUCUCAACUCGUUCUCUUCACCGAGUCGACUCAGAAAAUGGUUCUAGGCGGUGGAGCACCUGCCCCAAGGGGAAGUGCCGCAGCUACUGCGAGCAUGCGAAGGAGGAAGACGACAAGUGGAGGUGCUUCAGGCGGUGCAGCAGGGACAAUGCUCCAGUUUUACACUGAUGAUGCCCCGGGACUCAAGAUCUCCCCGAAUGUUGUUCUCAUCAUGAGCAUUGGUUUCAUUGCCUUUGUUGCCGUUCUUCAUGUCAUGGGUAAGCUCUACUUUGUGCGCAGAGAGGCUUAGAAGGAAGGUUGCUUUGCUAACAAUAGGAAACAAGACUCAAUAUGGUGAUUUAUGAACGAACUUCGGUUUUAUAAGCUUUCUUUGUAAUAUGCGAAUGGUUGAAGCAGAGUUUUAGACAUUUUUGUUUCAGUGUAUUAUAACUAGAGCCUCCUUUACUUAAAUGGAAUUCUAGGCCCUCCUCCUCUUCUACAGUUUGAUCAA
Messenger RNA from Prunus dulcis (almond), 588 nucleotides. RefSeq names its product protein transport protein Sec61 subunit beta-like. The coding region runs from base 136 to 387 and encodes 83 amino acids. The transcript is spliced from 2 exons. Gene Ontology annotation, cellular component: Sec61 translocon complex; endoplasmic reticulum membrane. NCBI's taxonomy places the organism in Eukaryota, Viridiplantae, Streptophyta, Magnoliopsida, Rosales, Rosaceae. The record is from RefSeq and is a predicted model, not a curated record. Gene Ontology annotation, biological process: intracellular protein transport.